AUGCUAGCAAUCAAACAAAAGGAGAGGCAUUCGGCCAUCCCCUUUUCAGUCAAUAGUGGUGCGACAAAGCGAGACUGCGAUGAUUCACGGUGGUUGGCGUGGGGCGAGUCGUGGCCAGGGCUCCGCGGUGGUGUGCGCUACUUCGUUGAGGGUGACCGGUGA
Sphenostylis stenocarpa is the source of this 162-nucleotide messenger RNA. The record is from the annotation of a GenBank genome assembly. NCBI's taxonomy places the organism in Eukaryota, Viridiplantae, Streptophyta, Magnoliopsida, Fabales, Fabaceae.